UGUGUGUGUGUGUGUGUGUGUACACUGGUGUUUGUUUUACAUUAAAAUAAGGUCACUGUAAUGAGGAGGAAACGGAAACCAUAGUUCAAUCACUCUCUCUCUCGUACUUCUCUUUCUGUCUCACAAUUCACAAUUCUCUGACACAAAGAAUCAAUGAGGAAGUAAAGACUCAGAAGUUGUUUCUCUUUGAUGGCAGUUUUGUAUUUUGGAGGGAAACAUUUUCAGCAUGGAUGUCUGCAGGGACUGGGUUCACUGUGUUCAGUUUGGGUUCUACAUUCCCAUCCUCGUGGCCGGUUUUCCUUUAAACAUGGCCGCCCUGUGGCAGCUUUUCUUCCGCCUUCGUCACUGGAGUGAAUCCACCAUUUACCUGCUGAACCUCGUCAUUAAUGACUGUCUGCUCCUUCUUGCACUCCCUUUUAAAAUCAUGGCUUACCACGAGCCGUGGAAACUCGGGAGAUUUUCCUGUUCACUGUUUGAGAGUUUUGUCUACGUCAACAUGUACGGCAGCAUCCUGCUGAGUGUGUGUAUCUCUGUGGAUCGUUAUGUUGCUCUACACUUUCCCUUCCGACGCCUGCGAUCUAAAAGGAAGGCCGUGUUCAUCUGCGCACUGGUGUGGACGUUAGUUUUUGGGUUUAGCUACCCGGUUUAUGAUCUUCAUGGGGUCAGCAGUAAUGAGUCCUUCUGCUUUCAGAACUUUUCCAAACAAACAUGGGAUAAAGUGUGGAUUAUAGUGUGUGUGGAGUGUGUGUUUUGGGGCAGCACCGUUGUCAUGGUCCUGUGCUCGGUGAAUGUUGUUAAAACUCUGCACGAUUUACGCAAACGGAACCCUAAUGAUGCUAAACUACGAAACAACAAGAGUGUAAAGAUUGUGCUCAGCAACCUGGUGGUGUUCCUGUUGUGUUUCAUUCCUUAUCACAUUUCUGUGCUUCUUUAUUUCUACAUAAAACAGAGGAGCAGCAGUACAGAAACCAAACAAAUAUUUAUCAAUGAACUACGUAAUUUUGUCCACGUCAGUCUGUGUGUGAGCAGCGUGAACUGCCUCGCAGAUGCACUCUGUUAUUAUUUCAUACUGAAAGAAAACCUACAGACCGCAGAGCAAGACAGCAGAAUGAACACAGUCACAAAGGAAACACAUUAACACACUAAGACUGCAGAGAAGUGCAGGAGAAACAAGUAGAUAUUCAUCUGCAAAAAUGUUGUCACAUAUGAACACGGUUUCAUUUUACUGACAUGUUUAACUUCUGGGGUUUCAGUGUGGUAGUUGGUGUGAGUUUUAAAAAGUGGGAGUGGCCACAUACACUAACUGGCAUUAAUAAAUGAGCAACCUGUAAAUCUGUUACUCAUUCAUACCCACAAACAACACAGUGACUACAUGCGGUUUAGCUAAUAAUGUGUUUUAGAUUCAGAAUCUAAACUUAAGACACAACAAUAACUGAAAAUGUACAUUAUUGUAUAAGAACCUAGAAAAAGUAAGGGUUAUUAAAGUUUUAGCAAGAGAAGAGCUUCUGAGUCAAAUAAACUUUCUGAAACAAAUAGUUUGUUGUAUUUUUUUAGCUCUGUGAUCAGUGAGUUUAAGCCACAAUUUAUUUUUUAUAAAUUGUAAUUUCUUUUUUUUUCUGCAGUGAUCAGUGUCUGAUUGAACCAAGUGGUUUGUCCCACAGCUGCAGGAUCUAUUAUCUGUGUGCAGUUCUGCAUGUUGUUUCCUUCAUGUUCUCUGGUUUUCACCCACACUUUUGCACUCAUGAGUUGUGUGUGUAUAAGAAGCUGUUUCUAGCUAGAAAUAUCAGACAGACAGACAGACAGACACAGACAGACACACACACACACACACACUUUUCUGGCACACAGCAGUGCAGCUGCAGCUGUCUUACACCAGGAUGGUAAACCACUUCCUGUCUGAAUACUGUAAAUGUAAGCAGUUUUAUCUCUGGCUCUGAGUUCUGCUUUGAAAUCCAAAUCUCUUU
Tachysurus fulvidraco (yellow catfish) is the source of this 1964-nucleotide messenger RNA. It is a transcript of the gene gpr55a, whose product is annotated as G protein-coupled receptor 55a. Bases 227 to 1138 code for a protein of 303 amino acids. Gene Ontology annotation, molecular function: G protein-coupled receptor activity. The transcript is spliced from 2 exons. NCBI's taxonomy places the organism in Eukaryota, Metazoa, Chordata, Actinopteri, Siluriformes, Bagridae. Gene Ontology annotation, cellular component: membrane. The record is from RefSeq and is a predicted model, not a curated record. Gene Ontology annotation, biological process: positive regulation of Rho protein signal transduction; phospholipase C-activating G protein-coupled receptor signaling pathway.